AUGUCGAUUUCGCGAGACUUCGCUCUCCCAGCGGAGCAAGACUCUUCGAUGCAGGACGACAUAGAGCUGCACAGUCGCCAAAGCCAAUCCUCCAAUACAAACGUUUCCGACGAAAAGGCCGAGCAGCAUGUCCGCUACAACCUCACUCUCAACACUCAGAACCUCUCUCCGCCACCGGCCGAGCCUGUGCGACCAGUGCGAUCCGAUACCGAAGUCCAUCGCGAGAUGAACUUCUCGCCCUCGAUAUUGCGACGCCGACUGACUCGCGUUCCGACGUUUAAGACGGUUGAGGACUACGAUGAGUUUGAGACCACAUUUGGCGAUCGCCCAGGCUGGCAACCUGGUUCCGAACCUGGCUACGACCCUAUGCUCCCUGAUGGAGGGCACGCAUCCAUGCCUGCGCUCCAUGCCGCCUGUGAAAUUUCCGUUAUCGACUUUGCGCAAGACAAUAUGGUUAAGCGUCACUUUGACAAUGCGAGUUUCAUAGCCUUUCUGGACGAACCCAAGGAGGAAUGGGCAAAAUGCCGAUGGAUCAACGUCAAUGGGCUAAGUUGGGAUGUGAUCCAGGCCAUUGGUAGCAAAAAGGGCCUGCAUAAAUUAGCUCUGGAGGAUUUGAUGCAAAUUCGAAACCGAACCAAGGCUGACUGGUAUCCAAACCAUGCCUUUAUUGUCAUGACGUUGCAAAAGCUUGUUCAUUUGGUGGAUGAUGAGGACGACACGACUGAUACUAGCAGUACCUACUCGUCAAAGACUGUGGAAUUCAUGGAGAGCCACUCCUCCCUUGCACCUUAUCAGAUGGCCGUUUCAGCAGAGCAGGUCUCUAUCUUUUUGACAUCAGACAACACCGUUAUUUCUUUCUUCGAGGUGUCGGCCGGUGACAUCGAGCGGCCUAUUGUGACGCGUCUCAGCACUCCGGGUACAAUUCUACGCGAGUCCAACGACGCAUCUCUCUUGUGCCAAGGUAUAAUCGAUGCUAUCAUUGAUCUCGCUAUUCCUUUGACAGCUAUCUAUACGGAUAUCAUUGCCGACAUCGAAUUGGACGUUCUUACCGCCCCGAGCAUCAGCCAGAGCAAGAAGCUCUACGUUUGCAUCAGUGAGAUCAACAAGAUGCUCAGUUUCUUGAAUCCAAUCGACAACCUUGUCAAUGUCCUUCGCGAUCACAAGACUUCGAUGACCCAUGAGGUUGCCAUGCAGGAGCUUGAGAAUCCUUCAACCGGCGUCAUAGUGACUCCCAUGACGCAUACCUACCUUGGCGAUGUUCUUGAUCACUGUAUUAUGAUCACUGAGGCUCUCCAACAGCUCAAACAGUCAUCCGAUAACCUGAUAAACCUUAUUUUCAACACGAUUUCAGCCCAUCAAAACGAGUCGAUGAAACAGCUCACGACGGUCACAAUUAUUUUCUUGCCGUUGACAUUCAUUACUGGUUUCUUUGGACAAAACUUUGCUGCGGAGGGAUUUCCCGAGAUCCACCACGGUAUCUGGUAUUUACUUGUGCAGAGAAGACACAUUCUUACGCUGAGGAAAAAGAAGAAGAGGUCGAAGCAACAAAAGAUCAAGCUCAAGAGCGGGAGUAGUGUUAUCGAUGAGAAGCAUCGGAUUGAAGCGCAGCGUUUAGGAGCAGUUUCUACUGAAUUCCCAUAG
Messenger RNA from Fusarium graminearum PH-1, 1641 nucleotides. RefSeq lists its product as uncharacterized. Gene Ontology annotation, cellular component: membrane. Gene Ontology annotation, molecular function: magnesium ion binding; cobalt ion binding; cobalt ion transmembrane transporter activity. Lineage: Eukaryota; Fungi; Ascomycota; Sordariomycetes; Hypocreales; Nectriaceae. The transcript is spliced from 4 exons. Gene Ontology annotation, biological process: transmembrane transport; metal ion transport. The coding region runs from base 1 to 1641 and encodes 546 amino acids. The record is from RefSeq and is a predicted model, not a curated record.